Empidonax traillii (willow flycatcher) is the source of this 1850-nucleotide messenger RNA. It is a transcript of the gene RMP64, whose product is annotated as nucleolus and neural progenitor protein. Gene Ontology annotation, cellular component: nucleus. The record is from RefSeq and is a predicted model, not a curated record. The coding region runs from base 4 to 1662 and encodes 552 amino acids. Gene Ontology annotation, biological process: positive regulation of Notch signaling pathway. The transcript has 9 exons. Lineage: Eukaryota; Metazoa; Chordata; Aves; Passeriformes; Tyrannidae.
AACAUGGCGGCGCCCGGGGCGGCGUGGGCUGUGCCGUGGGACCGGCGGGAUGUGCCGUGCAGCGGGCUGGACGCGCCCUGGAACCGGCUGGACGUGCCCUGGCCCACGAGCAGCGCCACGGUGGCGUUGGCGGCCGAACACCCCGCAGUGGGACGGCUGUCGGUGCUGCGGAGGCGGUGCGACACGGCCGGCAGGCGGCUGUCGGGGCCCGGGCUGGCCGCCGAGGGACGCGUCCUGCGCGCCCUGCUCUACGUGUUCCACAGCAGGCUGCUCCGCCACCGCCCCUACCUCGCCCUGCAGCAGGUAGAACAAUGUUUGAAGCGCCUAUGGAAAAUGAAUUUGGUGGGCUGCCUUGGAACUCUUGUAGAACUGAUUCCUAAGAAAGAUACAUCUGAAGCCCAUGCAGAUUGCUUGGUUCCCAGCCAGCCCAUGCUGGAAACAGUGGCUCUGAAGGUACUGGGAGGCUGCAAGCUCGUACUCCGUCUGUUGGACUGUUGCAGUAAAACUUUUCUCUUGUCCAUUAAACAUCUCUGCUCGAAGGAAUUCAUACUUCUGAACACGGUGGCUUUGGGGCUGUUGAGCCGACUAUGGAUUCAGUACAGGUGUGUAUUGCAGACCCUCAUGUCCUUGUAUGACGUCUUGUCAACAACACUUCAUCUGGUAUCUGAGACCCAACAGAUGCCUUACAUCAAGGGAUUUACCUUCCCUUCUGAUAUCAGUAACUUCCUUGGAGUUAACCUAUCUUCUGAGAUGAAGAAGCAAGAGGCUAAAAUGCUUACAACAAAAAAAUCUACCAGCUGGCUGAAGAAGCUCUUCCCAGCAAUGCCAGAGGCAGUAUCAGAGGUUGGGAAAAAGAGACAUUUUGUAACCUGUACAAGUGACGUGACAAACCACAGCAUCCCAUGCCCCAUGGACAUUGGAGAGACAGUUCUGGUGCCCAGAGCCAACAGAGGGAAGCACCUGGGGAUUGAUAUGAAGAGCUUGCUUAAGCCAUCCAGACCUCCAACACAAGAGGGUAUAAACAUGGCAUCAACACCUUUUAAAGCAAAGUUGGCACCACCUUCCUCUCAUGUAGCAAAGUCCCAGCAUACUGAAUCUCUUGUACAGAUGGUCCAAACAGCUGCAUCAUUUGGGGAGCUGUCAGAGGCACUCAGAAAAGCUAUUCUGUGGUGCAAAAACAAUAAAUUCAAAUCAGAAGCUUAUUUUCUGCGCAACAAGUUGUUGAAAAGCAACCGGCUGCACCACGUGGAGGCUCAAGGAUGCAGCUUGAAGAGAAAACUGCGCAGUGUCAAAACAUCUGUCCGUAAAUACCUCUUGUAUGGGUCCCAACACACACGCUGGCCAAGGCAGUACCUCGGGGCGUGGCUCUGUCCAAGGAGGAUCAAAUCGUCUGCACGCUUGAAGAGAGCUCUGAAGACUGUUCAGCAGAAGCCUUCUGAGCUUUCUGGGGUCUGUGACACAACUGCAUCACUCAUCCUCCCUGCCUACCAGGAUGGGCCUCUGAGUCAGAAAGAACGUUCUGAUGCUGAUACAGCCCCUGUCAGACUAAGCACAGCAGGGACCCCUAAGCAGCUGCUACUCAAAGGAAACCCCAGCCCUGUGUGUAAAGAAUCUACUGAGAACAUGGAUAUUGAUUCUAUUUUUGCAGCAAUAGGUGUCUGAUCCUGGAUUGAAGAAGUAAUUCCAAUUUUUUUUUAAAUUUUUUUUACAGUAAAAUGCUCUGAACUCUAAUGGUGUCUUAGUAACUCAGAUCCUGAAUUCUGCUAAGAAAGUAGCAACCAUUUUAUUAUGUUUUUGUAAAACAGCUUUUUUUAAUGGGUGUUUUUUUAUAUUUUAAGGGUGUUCCAAAC